Molecule: messenger RNA, 5868 nt
Organism: Thunnus maccoyii (southern bluefin tuna)
Lineage: Eukaryota; Metazoa; Chordata; Actinopteri; Scombriformes; Scombridae
Product: bile salt export pump-like
Exons: 28
Coding region: 14-4111 (1365 amino acids)
Biological process (GO): transmembrane transport
Cellular component (GO): membrane
Molecular function (GO): ABC-type transporter activity; ATP hydrolysis activity; ATP binding
Source: RefSeq, a predicted model, not a curated record
UAGAGGAGUCAACAUGCCAUCUGGAUCAGUGAAAUUGCAGAGCAUUAAAAAACUGGGACAGGAAAACCAAAGCUAUGAGGUUUCAGAUGACGAACCAGCUGGCUCCUAUAUGACCAUGACAGCUUCCAAGGAUGAGGAGAAAGCUCAGGGAGACACAGAGCAGCCAGCGAUAAGAGUUGGCUUCUUUCAGCUGUUCCGUUUUGCCACAUGCAAAGAGAAGCUGAUGAUGGUCGUGGGUAGUGUGUGUGCGGUGCUGCACGGUUCAGCCCAGCCCCUCGUGCUGCUGGUGCUCGGCCUGCUCACUGACACCUUCAUCGACUACGACAUCGAGCUCAACGAGCUGAGCGACGACAGGAAGGAGUGUGUGAACAACACUAUCCAGUGGAAGAAGAACUACACUGCAGGGCACAGUCCCGGAACACUGCUGAAUCAGUCGGACUGGGGCUUCAUGAACAAUUCAACAUGGGAGAUGCUCACACCGCUCAAGAGCAGGCCAUGUGGGAUUCUCGACAUUGAAUAUGAAAUGACCAAAUUUGCCCUCUACUAUGUUGGAAUUGGAGUAGCUGUAUUCGUUUUGGGAUACUUUCAGAUCUCUCUAUGGGUGAUGGCUGCUGCCAGGCAGAUUCAGCUCAUCAGGAAAAUGUACUUCAGCAAAGUGAUGAGGAUGGAGAUCGGCUGGUUUGACUGCACCUCCAUAGGGGAGCUCAACACCCGCAUGUCAGAUGAUAUCAACAAGAUCAACGAUGCCAUCGCGGAUCAAGUUGCUAUUUUUUUGCAGCGCUUCACCACCUUUGUGUGUGGCUUCUGCAUUGGCUUUGUGAAAGGAUGGAAGUUAACACUUGUCAUUGUUGCAGCAAGUCCAUUGAUUGGUGUUGGAGCUGGUCUUAUGGCUAUGUUUGUGGCUAAGAUGACCGGAUUGGAGCUGCAGGCCUACGCCAAAGCUGGAGCCGUAGCUGACGAGGUCCUCUCCUCCAUCAGGACUGUGGCUGCUUUUGGUGGCGAGAUAAAGGAAGUGCAAAGGUACGACAGGAACUUGGUCUCAGCGCAAACCUGGGGUAUCAGGAAGGGCCUGAUCAUGGGCUUUUUCACCGGAUACAUGUGGAUGAUCAUCUUCCUGUGCUAUGCUCUGGCCUUCUGGUAUGGGUCCAGUCUUGUGGUGGAUGCUGAGGAGUACACACCAGGAACAUUACUGCAGGUAUUCUUUGGUGUUCUGAUAGCAGCCAUGAAUUUGGGGCAGGCCUCCCCGUGUCUCGAAGCGUUUGCUUCAGGCCGUGGAGCUGCUACCAUCAUCUUUGAGACCAUUGACAGAGAGCCGGAGAUUGACUGUUUAUCCGAGGCUGGAUAUAAGCUUGACAGGGUCAAAGGAGAUAUUGAGUUUCACAAUGUGACUUUCCACUACCCCUCCAGACCUGAAGUCAAGAUCCUGGACCAGCUCAGUGUUGCAGUGAAGUCAGGGGAGACCACAGCCUUUGUUGGGCCGAGUGGAGCGGGGAAGAGUACUGCUAUUCAACUCAUCCAGCGCUUCUACGACCCUAAAGAGGGAAUGGUGACCCUGGACGGUCAUGACAUCAGAGGGUUGAACAUCCAAUGGUUGCGCUCACUUAUUGGCAUUGUGGAGCAGGAGCCUGUGCUGUUUGCCACCACCAUCGCUGAGAACAUACGCUAUGGUCGACCCGGCGUCUCAAUGGAAGACAUCAUCACUGCCACCAAGGAGGCCAAUGCAUACAACUUCAUCAUGGACCUGCCACAGAAAUUCGACACCUUGGUGGGGGAGGGUGGAGGUCAGAUGAGCGGCGGUCAGAAGCAGCGUAUUGCCAUUGCCCGGGCGCUGGUCAGGAACCCUCGUAUCCUGCUGCUGGACAUGGCAACCUCUGCCCUUGACAACGAGAGUGAGGCUAUAGUUCAAGAUGCCUUGGAUAAAGUACGCAUGGGUCGCACCACCAUCUCUAUCGCUCACCGGCUGUCCACCAUAAAGAACGCUGAUGUGAUUGUGGGCUUUGAGCACGGCCGAGCUGUGGAGAGGGGCAAACACAAUGAACUGCUGGAGCGGAAGGGAGUCUACUUCACUCUUGUCACCCUACAGAGCCAAGGAGACAAGGCCCUAAAUGCGAAGGCUCAAGAAAUGGCUGACAAUAAUGAAGAGUCAGAGCAGCUAAGCCUAUCCAGAGCCGGCAGCUACCGUGCCAGUUUGAGAGCCUCCAUCCGCCAGCGGUCACGAUCCCAGCUGUCCAACCUGAUCCCAGAGUCUUCUGUUCCCAUUGCUGGAGAGCUCGGCCCCAGAGCCUACGCUGUGUCACAGGCGGACAAAUCCAAGGAUGACAUCCCAAAGGAGGAGGAGGAGGAGGAACUUGUGGAGCCAGCUCCAGUCACCAGGAUCCUGAAGUACAACAUACCCGAGUGGCCAUACAUGUUUUUUGGAUCUAUUGGGGCUGCCAUAAACGGAGGGGUCAACCCCGUCUACUCUCUACUGUUCAGUCAAAUCUUGGCGACAUUCUCUGUUACAGAUCCUGUGGCUCAGAGGAAGGAGAUUGAUAGUAUCUGCCUGUUCUUUGUCAUGGUUGGCGUGGUCUCUUUCGUCACCCAUAUGCUGCAGGGUUAUGCCUUCUCCAAGUCUGGAGAGCUGCUGACCCGCAGGUUACGGCGGCUGGGUUUCCACGCCAUGCUGGGCCAAGAGAUCGGCUGGUUUGAUGAUCACAGGAACAGUCCCGGAGCUCUGACCACACGUCUGGCGACCGAUGCCUCCCAAGUUCAAGGAGCCACAGGCUCACAGAUCGGCAUGAUCGUGAACUCUCUGACCAACAUCGGUGUGGCCAUCAUCAUGUCCUUCUACUUCAGCUGGAAGCUCACGCUGGUCAUCCUGUGCUUCCUGCCGUUCAUCGCUUUGUCGGGUGGCUUCCAGGCUAAGAUGCUCACAGGCUUCGCAAAGCAGGACAAGGAAGCCAUGGAGGCCGCUGGACAGAUUUCCGGUGAGGCUCUAAACAACAUCCGCACCAUCGCAGGCCUGGGGAAAGAGGGGAGUUUUGUUGACAUGUAUAAUGCCCAGCUGGAUGCUCCUUACCAAGCAGCCUUGAAGAAGGCUAAUGUGUACGGAGCCUGUUUCGGUUUUGCCCAGUGCAUCAUCUUCUUGACCAACUCUGCCUCCUAUAGGUUUGGGGGUUACUUGGUGCAACAAGAGGGGCUCCACUUCAGCCUGGUGUUUAGGGUCAUCUCUGCCAUCGUCACUAGCGGCACAGCCCUCGGCAGAGCCUCCUCUUACACCCCAGACUACGCCAAGGCCAAGAUUUCAGCUGCACGUUUCUUCCAGCUGCUUGACCGAGUGCCAAGUAUCAGUGUCUAUAGCGACAAGGGAGAUAAAUGGGAUAACUUCCAAGGCAACAUUGAGUUCAUUGACUGCAAGUUCACCUACCCCACCAGACCAGAUAUCCAGGUCCUGAAUGGGCUGAAUGUGUCAGUGAAGCCUGGCCAGACGCUGGCAUUUGUGGGCAGCAGCGGCUGCGGGAAGAGCACCAGUGUGCAGCUGCUGGAGAGGUUUUAUGAUCCUGAUCAUGGCAGAGUGCUGAUUGAUGGCCAUGACUCGAGUCGUGUCAACGUGCCCUUCCUACGAUCCAAGAUUGGCAUCGUGUCCCAGGAGCCCAUCUUGUUCGACUGUAGUAUCGGAGAGAACAUCAAGUACGGCGACAACUCACGGGAAAUCAGCAUGAAUGAGGUCAUCUCAGCCGCCAAGAAAGCCCAGCUUCACAACUUUGUCAUGUCGCUUCCUGAGAAAUACGACACCAACGUCGGCGCCCAGGGUUCUCAGUUAUCUCGCGGUCAGAAGCAGCGCAUUGCCAUCGCAAGGGCAAUCAUACGUGAUCCCAAAAUCCUACUCCUGGAUGAAGCCACCUCUGCCCUGGACACGGAGAGCGAGAAGACCGUGCAAGAAGCGCUGGACAAAGCCAGAGAAGGCCGGACCUGCAUCGUUAUUGCCCAUCGCCUGUCAACCAUUCAGAACUCAGACAUUAUCGCCGUCAUGUCCAGGGGCUUUGUGAUUGAGAAAGGAGCACACGACCAGCUCAUGGCCCUGAAGGGAGCCUACUAUAAGCUAGUCACCACAGGAGCACCAAUUAGCUAACUGCUCAGAGUGUAACCAAUUACUAGGGCAGCCAGGAGAAACGAAUGUACAGAGCAGUGUUAUUGCCUUCUACAGAGGCCAGGACUGGAAUACUUUACAUACUAAAAAGUAAGAUACACCUGUUCCAUAUUAGAGUAUUUAUUUUAGGGUAGGGAUCCUGUCAUGAAGAGAAGGGUUUUGUGAGUCACACACCUUAUUAUUGUUUGGGGUAUUUUAAGGAUACUCAAUGUAUUUCUGUUGUUUUGUCUUUGCUUUAUAUCUUGGAUAGUGGGUCCAUCCCACUGCACAUUCACACACCACCAGGUAGCAGGCAAGGGUGUCCCAUGCCUUAAAAAUUUCAACACACAGUACGUUUAAGCAACACUUGAUGCAAACUUAUCCUAAUAUUGCUUAAAAGUGGUAUUCAAAGCCCACAAUUCACCACACUCUAUUGCAUAACACAGUCCAGUUGUUGGUGGUAAUGUGUCUAUAAGCUGUUUUAACAAUGUUAUUAUUCAUGUCUGAACACAAUACAGUAAUGGCAGAACCCUUACAGAUGAUUAUCACUUAAUAUAGUAAAUCUAAUGAUGUUGCAACAUUGUCCUUUUAUUUUGAGAAAUACCUUCCCUCCUUCAAGAAUUAGUUUGGCAUUUUGGGAAAUCAUUUUGGGCUUAUUCAUUUUCUUGCUGAGUGUUACAUGUGAAGAUUGAUACCACUUUCAUAUUUGUGCUAAAUUAGAAGCUACCAGCAGACGAUUAGCAUAGGUUAGUAUUAAGACUGAAAGCAUGGGAAACAGCUAGCCUAGCUCUGAUGAAAGGCACAUAACUCCCGCAAAACUACACAUGCGGAGGAGCCAAGCUAACCAUUUCCCCCUUUUUUCAGUCUUUAUACUAAACUAAGCUAGUCACCUGCUGGCUGCUAGCAUUAGCUUACAAACAUGAGAAUGGUGUAAUUCUUUUCAACUAGCAUGGGAAACAGCUAGCCUAGCUCUGAUGAAAGGCACAUAACUCCCGCAAAACUACACAUGCGGAGGAGCCAAGCUAACCAUUUCCCCCUUUUUUCAGUCUUUAUACUAAACUAAGCUAGUCACCUGCUGGCUGCUAGCAUUAGCUUACAAACAUGAGAAUGGUGUAAUUCUUUUCAACUAGCGUGUUUUUUGAAAAUGUUGAACUAUGCUUUCAAACAAUUUAUCAGACAGAAACCAUUCAAAAUAGUAUGUUAUUUAUGUAAAGUAUACAUAUGUGCUUAUAGAUAAUUCAAUGUAAUUGCUUUUUAAUUGUGUUCCUACUCCCAGCUCUUGAAUUUGUGUUUGUUUUGCAGCCAUCACAUGGUAACUGCAGUGCUGUAGGGUUGGUCUUAUUUUUUUAUUCUUUUUGUGAAAGUGAAAUAAAACCAUUAAAACCAUCUUGUUUGAUUGAGCUGUAUUGAGAUGUAUUUGCAGAUGCCACAUAACGGCCUCAUUAAUCAACCAUGUCCCAGCGUGUGCUGAUAUAUUUAACAGGCACUUGUUCGCAGCUACUGAAAUGCGACACACAAGAAAGCACUUGAUUACUCGCAAUCUACCAAAAGUGUUUGUAUUGGGCCAGAAACACAGUUUGAAAUCCAAGUUGCUGAUGUAUUCCACCUUCAUUACAGGCAAGUUGUCAUUGAUGAUAAUCAUUUGAUAGGCUACUAUAAAUAACAUAAUGAAAGUUAGAUCAAAUAACAUUAGCAAUAUUUACAACCUGCCUGUAUGUCAAUCAAAUAUAUGAUGCCCUUAAAUAUUAUUAAUUAAUUUU